CGAAGGCGGCGAGGAUGGCGGCUCCGGGGGGCUCCCGGCGCCGCGGCGGGAAGAAGCGCCCUUGACGAGACUCGCGCUAUGCGCGCAGAACAAUGACUUCAGAAGAGACGUUGUGGCCUGUCCCAAUGAAAGCUAUUGGAGCACAGAACCUACUGACAAUGCCUGGAGGUGUUACCAAGUCAGGAUACCUGCACAAAAAAGGAGGAACUCAGUUCCAGCUCUUAAAAUGGCCACUGAGGUUUGUGAUUAUCCAUAAGGGAUGUAUUUACUACUUUAAGAGUAGCACUUCGGCAGCUCCUCAGGGUGCCUUCUCACUGAAGGGCUAUAAUAGGGUUAUGCGGGCAGCAGAAGAAACAACAUCAAACAAUGUAUUUCCUUUCAAGUUGGUUCACAUUAGCAAAAAGCAUAGGACCUGGUUUUUUUCUGCCGCCUCUGAAGAUGAAAGAAAGGACUGGAUGGCCUCACUUAGAAGAGAAAUAGAUCACUACCACGAGAAGAAGGAAACUGUUACUGACUUAAGUGAUUCUGGUUCAGAUGUUGACAGUUUCUAUGGCUCAAUAGAACGACCCAUUAAUAUACACUACUCUCAACAUUUAGUGGAAAAUUCAGAUUAUGACCAGGAUGAAGAUGAUGAAUAUUUGCAACCAGAUAACUCGGAUGUUAUAAAGUGUGAAGAUCAUGUAGUAUCUCCACCAGUGUACCCGCCUCCUCCGGUUCCAUCACCGGGAAAAGCUUUCUGUCCAGAGACAAAAGCACACUCAUUCUCCGGCAGGUGUGGUGUGCCAGUGCUUCCAGCGCCCUCCCUGAAGAAAAGCUUAACAGAUGUGAGGCCUGAAGUCCUCUUAAGCAGGAGAGAAUUCCCUUUUCAAUACCAAGCAGAGCAUGAUGUGAGACCCCACCCAACACGUCAUCAAAUAACUACCCAGGGUCCACCAGUGCCUCCUAUUCCUCUGGCCAAAAAGCCCACCUACCUCACAGAGAGUUGCUCUUCUUCAGGUAUACGUCUGCCGCUGACCUGCGCUUUACUUACUGCUGAAGAGAGUCAGAGGUUUAAAGAGAAAAAACUUUCUGCACAAGUGCCUCCUCCAUUGCCAAGCAGCAAGCCCAAAUUACCACAGCAUCUUGUGACUCCACUGGUAAAUACCCAGGCACCAAGGAAACCUGGACUUUUGACACCAAAAGUACCAGCUAAGCCUCAAGUGCCUUGUGAGAAACCACGUGUGCCUGUUUCUAAACUGGAGAAUCCUUUGCCUCCACAUUUAGACUCUCCUAGAAGAUCUUCUCCAGACGGACAAAGUUUCCGAGUUGCCUCAUUUGAGAAACCACUAUUGCCUUCAAAAUCAGACUUAUCUGGAGAAGAGUCCGAUGGUGACUAUGAAAAGGUUGAGCUGCCUAAUUCAGUAUUUGUGAACACCUCUGAAUCCCUUGAAGUUGAAAGGAUGUUCAGAUCAGAAAAUCCCACAGGACACCCGAAAAGUGGAUUAUUCUGUAUUAGGAAUUCAUCCACAAAACCUGGCAAGGUAUUAGUUGUAUGGGAUGGAUCUAUUAGGAAAGUGAGAAACUACAGAAUCUUUCAACAGGACUCAAAGUUUUACCUGGAGGCAGAUGUUGUGUUUCUAAGCCUUGGAAGUCUGGUUGAGCACUACGGCAGCCAUGUCUUGCCCAGCCAUCCCAAUCUGCUCCUCCAAUUUCCUUACGGCUAUUCUGGACCCAGGUGACAGAUCUACCUAAUCCACUCUCGCUCUAACACCAAGCACAGUUAUGGAAUCCUAGGACGCAACUGUUGACCUUCCCCAUUAAUGAACAGUUACAGUCUGAUUUCCCCCUCCCCACUCCCCCUGUGCUUUUCAUAAAGAGUCUGGACCAAUUACAGAAGAGGGCUGAAUACACCUCCUCUAAACUGCUGUACCACUAAGUGAAGUUGAAUGGGUCAUCUGGACAACUGAUAGAGCUACUAAGAGACAUGUCUAGAAGCAAAGUGCAGCUAAUGACUUCUUGCUGUGUGUUUUCCUGGCUGGUUUUUGACUCAUCACUGGUGCUUGACAGAGUUUUUAAAUAGUUUAUAAUUUAGCUAUAAAUAACACAAAACCCACCCAAACCACAGCAUGCUUCCCCCCCUUCAGAAUAUAAAGUUAGUAGCUUUGUAGUUUGUCUUGUCAUCCCUGUAUGUUUAGCAAUCUCUUUAGACUAACGGUUUUAAAAAUAUUUAUUAUUAAGUACAUUUCUGCACCAUAAUACAAGCCAUACAUGAAUGUGCUUUGUCACUUUUGCUUUGUCACAAUUGUGAUAUUUUAAGGGCAUUUGGAUCUCAUGAUAAUUGUCAGAGUAAGCACCAGUCUCUCUCACUCUUACACACAUCACACAAUAUUGUUGUAUUUUGCACUGCUUAAUGAGUUAAAAAGCACCUCUGUGCAAGGGUAACUGUGUGAAAAUUCAGCUGAUGCCAAAUUGUAAUUUUGGAAAAAUCUACCAGGGAUAUUGAAGUAUAUGCACUUUUUGCUAUUAACACCAAAUAGUUGAGUUAAAGAAAUGUGUUGACCAUAUGAUUAACCGUAAGUAUUAACCCAAUGAAUAAAUAGAAUGGCAACUUGUUUUUAUCAUGCAAAUUAAUGUGAAAAAUAAGGGUUUUUAAUGUCCUAUAUUUCAUUAUUUUUAUAUUGUAAGAACUAUACCAACGAACUAUGGCUCUUAUGAAAGAAGAACUCUACUGAACAGGGUUUAUAUAAAGACUUCUCAAUCUGUGAUUUGUAUUG
Messenger RNA from Lacerta agilis (Sand lizard), 2753 nucleotides. RefSeq names its product SH3 domain binding protein 2 (gene SH3BP2). Gene Ontology annotation, molecular function: SH3 domain binding. The record is from RefSeq and is a predicted model, not a curated record. NCBI's taxonomy places the organism in Eukaryota, Metazoa, Chordata, Lepidosauria, Squamata, Lacertidae. The transcript has 13 exons. Gene Ontology annotation, biological process: signal transduction. Bases 93 to 1718 code for a protein of 541 amino acids.